AUGGACGUUGAAUAUCAUGAGGAAUACAUAUAUAAUUCCAGAGGCGUGCAGCUUUUUACUUGCAGAUGGUUGCCAUUUUCUUCUCCGAAGGCCCUUGUUUUUCUCUGUCAUGGUUAUGGCAUGGAAUGCAGUAAUUUCAUGAAAGGCUGCGGGACGAGGCUGGCUAGUCAUGGAUAUGCCGUGUUUGGUAUGGAUUAUGAAGGCCAUGGACGGUCCAUGGGUGCUCGAUGUUACAUCAAAAGAUUUGAUAACAUUGUCAAUGAUUGCAGUGACCAUUUCAAAUCCAUUUGUGGGCAGGAAGAAUACAGGGGAAAAAGAAGAUUUUUAUAUGGGGAGUCAAUGGGAGGGGCAGUCUCUCUCUUAACACACAAAAAAGACCCUGCUUUCUGGCAUGGUGCUGUUCUAGUUGCUCCAAUGUGUAAGAUCUCUGAGAAUGUUAAGCCACAUCCCCUGGUUAUAAGUCUUCUAACUCGGGUGGAAGACAUAAUACCGAAAUGGAAGAUAGUUCCUACGAAGGAUGUUAUAGAUUCUGCCUUCAAGGAUCCAAUUAAACGAGAAGAGAUACGUUGCAACAAGUUGAUAUACCAAGAGAAGCCGAGGUUGAAAACAGCUCUCGAAAUGCUCAGAACAAGCAUCAACCUUGAAGACAGUUUGCAAGAGGUGACACUACCAUUCUUUGUGUUGCAUGGUGAAGCUGAUACAGUGACGGACCCGGAGGUGAGCAGGGCAUUGUAUGAGAGGGCGAGCAGCACUGACAAGACCAUAAAACUAUAUCCCGGGAUGUGGCAUGGUUUGACCUCCGGUGAGCCAGAUAGCAACAUCGAGAUUGUCUUCUCCGACAUUGUAUCAUGGCUGGACAAGCGUUCUUGUGAAGACCAUACUCACGACAUGAAACCAAUUCACCAAUCUAUCCCGGUUCCUGAGAAAUUAAACAUUGCGGCAUUGCCAGUGACAUUGAACAAGCAAAAGCAGCAUAAAACAAGGUCGCACAAGAAGAACAUCUGUGGCUGGAAGGGCCGUGGUACGUACCAUCACUCUGCAAUGUAG
Fraxinus pennsylvanica is the source of this 1047-nucleotide messenger RNA. NCBI's taxonomy places the organism in Eukaryota, Viridiplantae, Streptophyta, Magnoliopsida, Lamiales, Oleaceae. The record is from the annotation of a GenBank genome assembly.